This is a messenger RNA of Pseudonaja textilis, 4135 nucleotides long. RefSeq names its product ubiquitin conjugating enzyme E2 E3 (gene UBE2E3). NCBI's taxonomy places the organism in Eukaryota, Metazoa, Chordata, Lepidosauria, Squamata, Elapidae. The record is from RefSeq and is a predicted model, not a curated record.
GUGUGUCUGUAUGUGUGAGUGUGUGCGAGGGAGAGAAAGAGCGAGAACGAGGGCAAAGCCUCAGUUUCUGCCCUGCUGCUGCAAUUUUUUUUUUUUUUUGACGAGGACCAACCAACCUUUUUCAUUUUUUUUUUAAAAAAUUAUACAAUACAAAUACCUAACCGCCUCCCAACCCCCCAAUUUCAUCUUUCCGGGAAUUUUAUUUUUAUUUUUAUUUUCAAAAAGAGGGGGCAGGAAAAAAAAUAUGUCGGUCUGUUUUGUAGAAACUGAUCAAGACUCGGUGGCGUUGAAAGCUUUCCAGAAGAUGUCCAGUGAUAGACAGAGGUCAGAUGAUGAAAGCCCAAGUACCAGCAGUGGUAGUUCAGACGCAGAUCAGAGGGACCCACCAGCACCUGAGCCUGAGGAACAGGAAGAAAGAAAACCUUCUGCAACACAGCAGAAGAAAAAUACCAAACUCUCCAGCAAAACUACUGCUAAGCUAUCUACUAGUGCUAAAAGAAUUCAGAAGGAGCUAGCUGAAAUAACCCUGGAUCCACCUCCGAACUGCAGUGCUGGGCCUAAAGGCGAUAACAUCUACGAAUGGAGAUCUACUAUCCUAGGUCCCCCAGGUUCUGUGUACGAAGGUGGUGUAUUUUUUCUGGAUAUCACAUUUUCAUCUGAUUAUCCGUUUAAACCACCAAAGGUUACUUUCCGUACUAGAAUCUAUCACUGCAACAUCAACAGUCAGGGAGUCAUCUGUCUGGAUAUCCUGAAAGACAAUUGGAGUCCUGCUUUGACUAUUUCAAAGGUUUUGCUGUCUAUUUGCUCCCUCUUGACAGACUGCAAUCCUGCUGAUCCUCUGGUGGGAAGCAUAGCCACUCAGUACCUGACCAACAGAGCAGAACAUGACAGGAUAGCCAGACAGUGGACCAAGAGAUAUGCAACAUAAGUGAUGUUGACUACUUGGCGCAGUGUGAAGGUGCGGGGAUGCAGCUUUGCAGUGUGCAACCAAACUUUAUAGCCUUUACAAUACGGACUUCUGUGUAUAUGUUAUACUGAUUCUACUCUCUGCUUUUAUCCUUUUGAAGAUUGGAAUACUGCUUUCUUUCCCUCCUCCCCUUCCCCAAAAGGUAAAUGCUGUCAAGAGUAGAACUUUGUAGCUGUAGAUUAGUUAUGUUUAAAAUGCCUACUUGCAAGUCUUGCUUCUUUGGGAUAUCAAAAUGUAUUUUGUGAUGUAACUAAGGAUACUGUUCCUGAAGUCAACCAAAUAUAAUAGUGCAUUUUAGCCUAAUUCAUUAUCUGUAUGAAGUUAUUAAAGGUAGCUGUAGAUUACUAGGAAUUACGUCAUUUGUAUUAAGCCCAGAUCUAUUUCCGAUAUGUGGUACAUGCUGUUGUGAAAAAUGUUUAAGACUUUUACCUUUGUCAGUUUGUAACAAAAAAGGAUUUCUUUUAUCCUUGUCCCCUCUCAUCACCACCCACUUGUAGCUCAGAGAGCAUCCAGUGUAUCAUCUCAAACACAAUAAACAUGUUCCCCAAGGAAGAACUUCUCUGUUUUCAUAUUUGAAACUAAAAUGUGGGCAGAGCCAGUAGGACUGUUUAUAUACAGAUCCUUGUGGAAACCUAACGUAAGGCAAGAAGGCCCCACUCAGAAGGCCUGGAACAUCAUGAGACUUGUAGCUUGCCUCCAACAACGUUUCUUAAGGCAGAACUUCAUAACGCUAAACCUGGCGUUUAUAGCCAUGGACAUGUACAAACAGAUAAGCUAGAACACCAGUAAGGCUUUAAAAAGAUGAUACCUUCCAUCACUAUUUCUCCUCUCCUCCCAGUUGCUGCCUUGAAAUACUAACCAGUGUGGUGGUGGUAGGUAGUAGGAUCAUCCUCACUCCUGUAAAAUUCAUGUUAUAGCAUCCAUCACAUGAACAUCUGUUCUCCAGCAGAAAGGGCAGAGGAAUGUUUCCACUAAAUCUGUAGAAUGUUAAAGUUCAAGGAUGUAAUGAUGGCAAAGCAAAAUUAGGACCAAUCAAGAAACUCCAUUGACCUUGCCCUUCCUCGCUUCAUUCCUGGUAGCCAUGAGGUCCAACCACAAUGUUCACGGUUGCUAUUAUAGUUUGGGGAGAGGAAUAGGACCUUUAGGACCACAGUCAUGGGCAAGAUUAAGUCACUAGUCUUGCAGUCUCUUCUGCAAUCUCCUGAACCAAUAUUUAUCAGCUGAAAAACAUAAAACACAACUUAGGCAGCAAAUUUAAUCUCAUGUUUAGAUCGACUCCCAUUUUUCCUUGACAGAGGAAUGGUAUUGUUGAGCUGCACUUGAUGCCUAAUUGUUCUCCGUUGCAGCACAAAAAGCUUUGACAGAGUGGGCAAAUAGUGCGGACUACAAUUUGCCAAGUGUAACAGCCUGUUGACUUGUAAACAACCUGACAACCUCCAGUUGCUUGAAACAAACUUUUCUACACUUCUGCAUCUGAUCAGAACCUGAAGUCCUGAAGAUGUUAAGAACUGUGAUACUGUACAAUUCUCUCUGUUGGAUGCCAAGGAGCUGAUGGAAACAUGACAUAUGCUCUGGUGUCAGUUGAUUCUUAAUUAGUCAAUUGAUUCUUGACCAGUGAGUGUAUAGCUGAUAAGGCCAUUGUGAGUAUAGUUGAUGGCAAGGCAGGGUAAUUUUUUACGCAUUCUCCAGGAUGAAGGAGCAAAUUACCAAAAUUUUACUGGAUUUCACAUAAUCUCCCACCUAUUUAUAUAAUUUACCAUAAAUAGGGUCAUCUUUAUAAUUCCAAAAUUUUGAGGAUUUUGGAUUUUGCCCAUAUUUUCUAAUUUGUAGAAGAUGUCCACUGCUCCAGGGCUUUAGAGGUAGGCUUCUGAAUUAUGGUAAACCCAUCUUCCAAAGCAGUACGGUUGCAUGAUUCACAUCUCUGUGUGUGUCAUAAACAGUGUCAUGAAACUUCAAGUGAGUUUUUUUUCUCAAUGAGGUCAGAAGAAUAUAAAUCAAUAUUGACUUAGAAAUAACGAAUUUUUAAAGGAAAAUCAGUAACUUUCGGCACAAGAUAUGAUGUAGGCUUUUCUCCACAUCUUUCCACGUGAAAUGAAUGGGAUCCCCAAAUACAUAGACUGCACACUUAGGAGAGCUUGAUGGAAACGUUACAUUUACAUGAGAUUUUCAUCACAAUCUGCUCACCGCCAGGGUUGAUAGGCUGUCCUACCCAGCAAAAUAAGGUUGUGUGCAUCACAUGGAUAGCUUAGUCCACAGCACACGUAAAAUAUUAGCAUUCCUUUUCCCAUUGCAUGACCACCAUAGGCCUUUAUUUAUGUAGUCCAAACACCAAACAGUGCAAACCAGUCAUCCAGAAAGAUGAUUUGUGUUUAUGUGACAGAUACUCCUUACUAUUUAUGUUUCAGGCUUCUAGGUUCAAACUGAACAAAACUAUUGUGCAUGGUGGAGGGGUGCUGUUGAAGCACUUCUGUCAAGCAUUUUUGUACUUUUUGUAUAUUUCUGGCUGGAAUUCAACAUUUUUUUUAUCAUGCAGAGUAUUAACAAAUUGUAGAGGCUUCAAGAUCUGAGAGGUUCAUCUAUAAGACCUAUGGUCUCAGAAUAUGACACCUAGAGCAAUAUCAUUUGAGACAUACCUGCAUCCACUGCAAUACAGCUCAAAUGACAAACUAUCCUGUUUACCUCCCAGCUAAAUGUCAUUUUCACUUGGAAUUUUAAGGGUUUAUUAACAACCCAGGAACUAUUUCAGAUCCUGAAACAAACACCCAAAAUAAAAUGCCUGUUCAUUACAGCAGCCUCCUCAGUAGGCAAUUGAUAAAGGCAAUGUGUUUAACCUAUAUUUUGUUUGGUAUUAUAGGCUAGUUCUCACAGAGGCGUCAAAAGUAUUUCGGGGCUGUCCUGCCACAAAUGUUAGAGAGAGGCUACUCUAUCCCUUGCCCCAUUUCCAAAACAGCUUCUUCCACCAGAAAUUUCAACAAAAGGAAACAUUUUAACCUUGUGUUAUCAACAUUCUUGAUUCAUGGGCCUUCUUGUGUGAGGAGGUGUAAAGAAGUGUUCAGUCAAGAUUCCCAGUUGAUCUCUGCAACAUAAACUCAACUCAUCUUUAGCAUUUCUUCUGUGAGAACAAUUCCUACAGCUAGUUUGUAAGGAGAGAACAGAAGGUAUACAUGG